Messenger RNA from Notechis scutatus (mainland tiger snake), 2854 nucleotides. NCBI's taxonomy places the organism in Eukaryota, Metazoa, Chordata, Lepidosauria, Squamata, Elapidae. The record is from RefSeq and is a predicted model, not a curated record.
ACGGGCUGGCCUCUUUUUCCCCUUUUUUGCUGCCAACCGCGCCGCUUGGCGCUAGGUACAAAUGGGGGAAUCGGAAGUUCUCGGAAAGGGCGGCUUGCAUUUUGACGCUGCUAGUCGUACACGGUAACAAAAGAGAAAAAAAACACAACAGGCCACGAGAGAUGCGGGAUCCUGCAGGGGAAAUCGGCUGGGUCGUUACUGUUGGACAGCCCACUUUGGAGCCACUAAGCCCAGGAGUCGCGAGUGUUUUGGAGGGCGAGAAGAACAAGGAAGGAAACAGCCCAUUGGUCAUGGAGGCAAUUUAUCUAGAUGAACAACUUCCCUUGAAUGCUGAAAAUUCAUUUAAAAAACACGAGAGCAACAAGAAAGGAGCACUUACAGAUAUUGAAAAGCUUUAUCAAGCAGUACCUCAGCUUGCAAAUGUGUUCAGAAUCAAAGGGAAAAUUGGUGAAGGUGAAUAUGAUUUUCCUUUAAAGUGUUUUGAAAAUCAGAGUUCAAAGGACUAUAGAUCAUCUAUCCAAAUUUUCCAGAGCCCCUUUUAUAUAAAUUAUUUCUGAGUUUAGUAUUAUUACUUGCCUGCUGGAGGACAAGAUAAUGUCAUGGGAGUUAAAUAUUGUUUUAGAAAAAAUGAUCACGUGGUAAUCGUUAUGCCUUAUCUGGAACAUGAAUCAUUUUCGGACAUCUUGGAUUCUCUCUCAUUUGAAGAAGUAAGAAACUACAUGUUUAACCUCUUGAAAGCUUUGAAGCGCAUUCAUCACUUUGGUAUCGUUCAUCGUGAUGUCAAGCCCAGUAAUUUCCUUUAUAACAGGCAACUGCAACAAUAUGCCUUGGUUGACUUUGGCUUGGCACAAGGAACUCCUGAGACAAAAGUGGAACUUCUCAAAGUUAUUCCAUCCGAAACUCAGCAAAGGAUUUCUGCAUACAAUAAACCACCUCUAACUGUGGGAAGCCAAGUUACUUCCCCAACAUCAAGGCAGCUCGUUCAUCAACCAGCUACAAAAACAGCUAAUAAAAGGCUUUCUUCCAUUUCACAAACACAGAUUAAACAAGGACACAAAAGAAAGGAGGAUCCAGACUGUCAUUGUGUUCAGCGUUCGAUUUUUGGGGAGAAAAAUUUCAACGUACGAAGCUCAGCAUUUCAAGCCCGUUCCACAGUUAAGCAACCCAGGAUAAUGGAUAUUCCAGUCAGGAAACUGUCGGUGAAGAAGAAGGCAACUUCUGUUGUAAAUAAUGGUUUAGGCAAGAAAGCUGCCAGUGGUACCCCACCUCACUUGAUCUGUGACUGUUACGCAAAAGAUAGCGUCUGCACCGUUUGUCUUUCAAGACGUCAGCAGGUUGCCCCAAGGGCAGGAACUCCUGGAUUCAGAGCACCAGAAGUAUUAACAAAGUGCCCUAAUCAAACUACAGCAAUUGACAUGUGGUCUGCAGGAAUUAUAUUUCUCUCCCUGUUGAGUGGUCGGUAUCCAUUUUACAGGGCUAGUGAUGAUUUAACAGCUUUGGCACAGAUCAUGACUAUUCGUGGCUCCAGAGAAACCAUUCAAGCUGCUAGAACAUUUGGUAAAUCAAUCCUGUGCAGCAAAGAAAUCCCAGCACAGGAUUUAAAGAAACUCUGUGAAAGGCUGAGGGGGAAAACUACCAGCUUUGACAACUCAGCAGGUGAUGUACAGAUGAACCCUUCUCAGGAAUUUUCUUUAUCAGUUGGAAUAGGCAACGUGUCAGAUUCUGCCCUUCAGGCAUCCAAAAAGCACACGCAGUAUCAAAAACAAAGCACUCAUGAAGAUGGUGGCAAAGAAAAGAAAACUAUACAAAAGCCAUCUGAUCCCAAAGGAUGGGACAGAGUUCCUAAUAGUGCCUAUGAUCUCCUUGAUAAACUAUUGGACUUAAACCCUGCUACAAGAAUGACUGCAAAGGAUGCUCUGCAGCAUUCCUUUUUCAGAAACGUGAAGCAAUAAAAAGACCUUUGACACUCUAUUGUGUGUGUGUUAAAGUAUUAUUAGAGUUGGUCGCUCUUUAAAAUGAAACCAAAAAUCUGAGAAAUGUUAUUUCCAGAGCAGUGUUGAUCUAGAUCUAGUUAAAGUAGUAAAUAUACUUCUGUUUUUCGGACAGGUUUUUAAAAAAUUUCAAAGUGCAUUUGAUUGUUUCACCACUUUGUGAUGCACUCAGAAAUGGCAACAUAAAAUCUAUAUAAUGGGACUGAAAUCUGAGAAGGGUUCCUUUUUGCUAUGUCCUUCGGUUUUAGCAAUCCUAUUAUAUCAUGCAGCUUCCUAAUAGUUGGUUUAAAUUUGGCUGGGGGCAGAUACAAUAAAUGAAUUAUUCUGGUAGGCAAUGAGUUAAUUAUUUAUAUAUUUUAGUUUCACAGAUCUGGGGGGAUUGAUCAUUAUGAUUUGUUACUUCUGCUACUUGUUGACAAAUGCUUCCCUAGUUUGUUUUUAGCAGGAGAAAAGCAACAUUCAUUGUAAGAUACAUGUACAUGUAGCUCCUCUGACAGCAUUGCUGGUGGGGAAUUCUGACAAUUUAAUCUUAAUAUAGUAGAUGAUGUAUAUUGGUAAAAGUGAACUUAAGGCAUUGCUCAAGAAUUUAUAUUUUAUGAGGAGUAUUGAAAACACUGACUCCGAGGACCUGGAACUUUUUCCCCUUAAGAGCAUAUAAUAUCAUUUACUUUCUAUUUCAUAUGCCUUUGGAACUGUUAUCUUUUCAUUGUAUAGACUACAAUAUCUUUUUCUUGUAAAAACUAUGUACAGAUACAGCAUUAGCUUAUUGAUUGGUAUGUAUCGCUGUGUUAUAAUUUUGUGAUGAAUUUAUGGGAAUGACCAAAAUAAAAUCAUAUUUUUUUAUAAAAAUAAAAGCCAUCAUA